AUCUCAUCUCAUUCCACCAAAACCAUACCAUACUGUAAUUUUUACCAACUCUCUCUCUCUCUCCCUUCAUUUUCAGCACUGUCAUACUCAUCAUACAUUGCAUUUCCAGCCACCAAAUAUCCCCUCCCUCCAAACACCCACCAUGUUAUUUUGGCUGUUUUCUUAGCUUUUCCUUUACCAGGCAUAUUCCUAUUCCCCUUUCCUUUACCCAUUACAAUGCUUGCUCUUUUGCAAUGACGAACGACCUUCCUUUCUCCACUUUUGACCCACAUUGUCAUUUUUGUGUGUGUGGCCAUUGUUCUUCAUUCCUCAGUUGCUCAUAGAAAAUGCACUGCUAACAGCCAAGAUUGAGUGGUGUACUGAUGUACAGUGCUGUUUCAGCAAAUCUAACUGCUGUUAAAGCAUAACAAAAUUAUAAAUCCUUGUAAAGUUUUGAUUUUUGGCUAUAGCUUCUGGUUAAGAAAACUAUGGAAGAGACAUUUGUUCCGUUUCGUGGAAUUAAAAAUGAUCUUCAAGGGAGAUUGAUGUGUUACAAGCAAGACUGGAUUGGUGGUCUCACGGCAGGGUUCAGGAUAUUAGCCCCUACUACAUAUAUAUUCUUUGCAUCAGCAAUUCCUGUUAUUUCAUUUGGAGAACAGUUGGAAAGAGACACGGGUACAUUACUUGUUUACUCAUACCGCAUACUUGGGUUUUAUCCAUAUGGAGUACUUACUGCAGUGCAAACAUUAGCAUCUACUGCGUUGUGUGGAAUUAUACACUCUAUUAUUGGAGGCCAGCCUUUGCUGAUUCUUGGAGUAGCAGAACCAACCGUAAUUAUGUAUACAUUUAUGUUUAACUUUGCGAAAAGUAGACCAGAAUUGGGUUCGAAACUCUUUCUAGCAUGGACUGGAUGGGUAUGCAUGUGGACUGCCAUCUUGUUGUUCCUACUGGCUAUCUUAGGAGCUUGUUCCAUCAUCAACAGGUUCACUCGCCUAGCGGGGGAACUGUUUGGCCUUCUUAUUGCAAUGCUUUUCAUGCAAGAGGCUGUUAGAGGACUCAUCCAUGAGUUUCACAUACCUGAGAGGGCAAACCUAACAUCACCCGAGUUUCAAUCUUCAUGGAGAUUUGGAAAUGGCAUGUUUUCUUUGGUUCUGUCCUUUGGCCUCCUACAUACAGCAUUGAGAAGCCGAAAAGCAAGGUCUUGGCGAUAUGGAUCAGGAUGUUUACGAGGCUUCAUAGCAGAUUAUGGUGUACCAUUGAUGGUUCUAUUGUGGACUGCCGUUUCUUAUAUUCCAGCUGGAAGUAUUCCAAAAGGAAUCCCUAGGCGUCUCUUCAGUCCAAAUCCAUGGUCCUCUGGUGCCUUUGAAAACUGGACCGUCAUAAAGGACAUGCUGAAUGUGCCAGUUCUCUAUAUUAUUGGAGCCUUUAUUCCAGCAACAAUGAUUGCUGUGCUUUAUUAUUUUGACCAUAGUGUGGCAUCUCAGCUUGCUCAGCAGAAAGAGUUCAACUUAAGAAAGCCCCCUUCCUUCCAUUAUGAUUUGCUUCUAUUGGGAUUCAUGGUUAUAAUAUGCGGUCUAAUUGGAAUUCCCCCGUCAAAUGGUGUCAUUCCACAAUCUCCAAUGCAUACCAAAAGUUUAGCUACAUUGAAGCACCAGUUACUUAGAAACCGGCUUGUUGCAACAGCACGAAGUUCUAUGAAAAAGCUAGAAAGCUUGGGACAAGUAUAUGGAGGUAUGCAAGAUGCUUACUGGAAGAUGCAGACCCCUUUAGUUCACCAGGAACCUUCCUCGCAGGGACUUAAAGAGUUGAAAGAGUCAACUAUUCAAUUGGCAUCAAGCAUGGGGAGUAUAAAUGCUCCAGUUGAUGAGUCAGUAUUUGACAUUGAGAAGGAAAUUGAUGACUUAUUGCCUGUUGAGGUCAAAGAACAGCGUGUGAGCAACCUGCUGCAAUCUUUGAUGGUAGGAGGAUGUGUUGCAGCAAUGCCUUUCCUGAAAAAGAUUCCAACUUCUGUACUCUGGGGAUAUUUUGCUUUCAUGGCCAUUGAAAACUUACCUGGCAACCAGUUUUGGGAACGGAUUUUAUUAAUUUUCACUGCUCCAAGCAGAAGAUACAAAGUCUUGGAGGAGUGCCAUGCAACUUAUGUGGAAACUGUACCAUUCAAGACAAUUGCAGUAUUCACAGCCUUCCAGACUGCUUACUUGCUUGUUUGUUUUGGUAUCACUUGGGUUCCAACAGCUGGGGUUCUAUUCCCAUUGAUGAUCAUGCUUCUGGUUCCUGUGAGGCAAUACAUUCUGCCCAAGUUUUUUAAAGGAGCACACCUUCAAGAUUUAGAUGCUGCAGAAUAUGAAGAAGUACCUGCUUUACCAUUCAACUUAGUGACUGAAGGGGACUUGAGCAGGACAGCUUCCUUUGCAGAUGAUGGAGAGGUUUUAGAUGGAAUAAUUACUCGAAGCCGGGGUGAGGUUAGACGUGUUUGCAGUCCAAAGGUGAUGAAAUCCACUCCAAACCUAUCCCAAGAGUUAACAAGUCCAAGGCUCACAGAUAAAGUAUACAGCCCUCGGAUAAGCCAUCUCAGAGGAAAUCAAAGCCCUCGAGGUGUUGGGAGAGGAUCAUUUAGCCCUGCAGAAGUUAGGCCAUCCAAUUUGAGGAAAGGUGGUUGAACACUGAUACAUCCUUUUAUUAGUACUUAUGCCUAUAAUACAAGGAUUGCCAACAAAGGUGGCAUGCCCCUCACUCAUUUUAACCUCUGAUUCUUCACAAAGGUAAUUGCUACAAUAUGAAUUUUUAGUGCAUGGACUUGUAACAAGAUUGGUUAAUGUCUAUGAUUAAAAAAAAGAAAAAGUUGUUAGAACAGUUUGUCUAUGAUUUGUUUGGUAAUGCAAUUAUGGAGGUAUUGAAAUGUUGCCAUCUUA
Messenger RNA from Glycine soja, 2891 nucleotides. Its product is annotated as probable boron transporter 2. The transcript has 13 exons. The record is from RefSeq and is a predicted model, not a curated record. Gene Ontology annotation, biological process: monoatomic ion homeostasis; monoatomic anion transport; transmembrane transport. Gene Ontology annotation, cellular component: plasma membrane. Gene Ontology annotation, molecular function: solute:inorganic anion antiporter activity. Bases 468 to 2639 code for a protein of 723 amino acids. Lineage: Eukaryota; Viridiplantae; Streptophyta; Magnoliopsida; Fabales; Fabaceae.